CUGCUAAUAAGUUCAACCUGGGCCUGGACUUGAGGACAGCAGCCUACAUUAAUUCUAUAGAAAAAAUAUUCACCACAUAUUCCGAAGCUGGACUUACAUUCUAAAUAAUCAUGACAUUAAAAAUCAGUAUUUGUACUUUACAGCUUGGCCUGUCGUAAUUUUAAAUUUACAUGAUAAUUGCAUAUCUACCUACGAUUUAAAUGUAAAAAAAGUAUUUGUUCAUAUUGCAAUAAAAUCAAUAAAACCUUUCAUUCAGUUACGUUACAGAGCAAAAAAUACAUACAUAAAUUCACAAUUUUUCGAAGAAAAUGCACAUGCUUCUUUUACCACUAUUUUGCACAAUAUUUCAUGCAAUUCUACUCAAUAUUUAUUAAAAUUGACAACUAAUACCGUUUGUUACUGACCUCUUAUGUUUUAUUGUUACGCCAACUUGUACGAAUUAUUAAAAAUGAACAGAAAAAAAGAAAAACGUUGAAGACCGAUUGUAGGAUUCCCCUGGCGAUCCCGACGAAAUCCAACUCGCAACUGGCCAUUCGACAGAGAACACCUGCAUUUUACUUUUUCUUCUCCUUUAUAAAAAAAACGACGCAAAUAACAGGGGCGUAGUAAAUAAUAUUUUCCCAAGAAAGACAUAAAAAUGAAAUAAUUUGUUAGAGACGUAUGUUUUGCCGCUUUUAAAAUAGUUAUUGUAAUAUAAUUAACGCAUGGUAAGUAAAAUUCUCCAAUGGUUAGUUAAAUAAACAAACAUUACUUAAAAUUAUUAUGAAAUUAAACUCAAACGUAGUUUAUUUUUAUUGAAAUUGUCAUAAUUGAUUUUUGAGUUUCUAUAACAACUAACGAUAAAUCUGAUUAACAAUUUUUUUAUUACUUGUAUUUGAAGUUGUCAAAAUGAAAUUUAUACUCGAUUUUUUUGUUAGACCGUGUCAUCGCAGAUUUUAUUCCCGGAAUCAUCCUUACGACUUUCCAGAAAAAUUAAGGGAUGCUUUUUAUUGUGCUAACGCUUUUUUGGUCGACUCCGUAAGAUGGUACAAACACACAGCUAUCGAACAUGUUUAUAGCGAUUUGGUCAACGAAGUUCGAAGAAAAAAUCCAUCAUUACCGGUGGAAGAAGCGAGACAAACUGUUAAAGAUUUAAUAGACGCUGGCGAUGUUUGUAGCAGUGUUUUGGAAAUUAAUUGUAGAGUAAAAUUGCAGGAUGGUAGAAAGAGGGUGGUCAAAGGUUACAGAGUUCAAAAUUCGUCAUUGCUUUCAAAUCAGACACCAUGUAUCGGAGGUUUGAGACUGUUGCGAAAUGAACAAAAACAUGAGUUAAGGGGUCUAGCAAUAUUAACAUCCCAGAGGAACGCUUGCAUGCGAAUCCCAUUGCUUGGUUCUCAUGGGUCCAUCUUAAUAGACCCAAACGAAUUUAAAAGAGAUGACACAAAGGAAAUCUUACAAAAAUACACGUCAGAAUUAUACAAACGAAACUUCUGUGGUAAUGCAAUUGACAUUUUUGAACCGGAUAUCGGCACUUCGUGUGAAGAAAUGGAAUGGAUAGCAAACACCCCUAAUACAGACACAAAUUGCAUCCCGAGUUCCUUUGUUAUUGGCAAACCUGACUCAUUUGUUAAUUCAGUUGGGAAUUAUAACGAAAUUUUGAAAGAUACUAUAGCUUACACCCUAGAAUUAUUUUUAAAUGACGAAAAAAUAAUGAAAACAAUCGAACUGGAAACAGGCCUGAAGAACAAAUCGUUUAUAUUACAGGGUUUGGGGAAGUACGGAUACCUUAUUGGUUCAAAAUUACAAGAAGAGGGAGCAAUCUGUGUGGGCAUCGAUGACAACGAUUGUUUCACAUAUUACUACGACGGUUUGGAUAUUGAUUCCGCUUACUCGCACAAGCAGAAGUUCGGCACUCUAAAAGAUUUUCAUUUCAAAACAAAACCGUACCAUUCCGAUUCUAUUUUGAAUGAAGAGUGCGAUUUACUUGUGUUGGCGGGAAAACAAAACGGCCUCGUGUACAACAUAGCCGAUAAACUUCAGGCAAAAGUUAUAGUUGAGGCUGCAUAUGGGGCUAUCACACCAACCUCCCAUAAGAUUUUGAUCGGAACCAAUAAGCUUAUCAUUCCAGACAUAGUCACCAAUGGUGGGUUUGCAGUAUUAUCGUACAUGGAACAUCUCAAAAAUGUGGAUUAUGUCGAAAAGGGAGAAAUUACUCAAAGAUUUUCAGAUUCAAUAAAAGAUUACUACGUUAUGGUAUGUCCUCGAGAAGAAGCUAAGCUGAUCGUUAAUUUUUCUGGGAAUAUUGUUCAAUAUCCCAACGAUAUCUUUCCGGAAACUUUAUCAGAAACUGAGCUAAUAAAAGGCAUAAUCGAAGGUUCCCUUAAUCAAGCAGUAAAAGAAGUAUUGGCUACAGCAAAACACUACAAGCUCGGUCUAGAUUUCAGAACAGCCGCCCAUUGCAAGGCUCUACUACAAACUUACAAACAUAUAUUUGAAUCGCAACUGUAUUAAUUUGUUGUUUAAAUAUACAAUUAUCUUUUACUAUUGCUUGCACCGCUACUGGCGUUUUAACCGUGAAUAAAACUGGA
Molecule: messenger RNA, 2567 nt
Organism: Agrilus planipennis (emerald ash borer)
Lineage: Eukaryota; Metazoa; Arthropoda; Insecta; Coleoptera; Buprestidae
Product: glutamate dehydrogenase, mitochondrial-like
Exons: 8
Coding region: 889-2490 (533 amino acids)
Biological process (GO): L-glutamate catabolic process
Cellular component (GO): mitochondrion
Molecular function (GO): L-glutamate dehydrogenase (NAD+) activity
Source: RefSeq, a predicted model, not a curated record